UCUGGCUCGCGGACGGGCUUUAGGACCGCUGGGCGUGUGUGACUCCGCCGUAAGCCCCGUCUCUGCUGGUGCAGCUCGUUGUUCAGAGAGUCGUUUCGCCCAACAUGUGGUGUGGCAGUGGCGUCACUACACUUGCCGCAGUCACAAACAAAACCCACUGAGACCGAGACACCGCUUUCUGGCGAGAGCAAGGAAGUGUGACACGCGAGUAAAAGGUCAAGAGCGAUGAAAACCGAGGGGAUUGAGGGCACCGAAAGGUUUCUGAGCCCCGGUAAAGGCCGGGGACUCAAAGCCACAAAGCAUUUCAAAGUUGGUGAUCUAGUGUUCGCCUGUCCGGCGUAUACUUACGUGCUGACUGUGAAUGAGAGAGGCGGACACUGCGAAUGCUGCUUUACCAGGAGAGAAGGGCUGUCGAAGUGUGGAAAAUGUAAACAGGCCUAUUAUUGCAAUGUAGAGUGUCAGAGAGAAGACUGGCCCAUGCACAAGCUGGAGUGCUCGGCCAUGUGCGCAUAUGGAGAAAACUGGUGUCCAUCAGAAACUGUGCGACUAGUCGCCAGAAUAAUUCUGAAACAGAAGUGCCAAACAGAAAGGACUCCUUCAGAAAGAGUGUUGACUCUUAAAGAAUUAGAAGCACAUCUGGACAAGCUAGAUAAUGAGAAGAAUGAGAUGAACGAUACAGACAUUGCUGCACUACACCACUUUUACUCCCGACAUCUCGAUUUUCCUGAUAAUGCAGCACUUACAGAACUCUUCGCUCAGGUGAACUGUAAUGGCUUCACCAUUGAAGAUGAGGAGCUGUCUCAUUUGGGUUCUGCUGUAUUUCCAGACGUUGCUCUGAUGAACCACAGCUGCAGCCCAAAUGUGAUUGUGACUUAUAAAGGUACAGUGGCUGAGGUGAGAGCCGUGCAGGACAUCAGCCCUGAAGAAGAGAUCUUCAACAGUUAUAUUGACCUCCUGUAUCCAACAGAGGAUCGAAUUGAACGUUUGAGAGAUUCUUACUUCUUCACAUGUGACUGUAAAGAAUGCACCUCUAAAUCAAAAGACAAAGCCAAAAUAGAGAUCCGACAAAAGCUUAGCUCACCUCCAGAGGAAGAGGAAAUCAAGCAGAUGGUGAUUUAUGCCAGAAAUGUCAUUGAGGAGUUCAGGAGAGCGAAGCACUACAAAAACCCCAGUGAACUGUUGGAAAUCUGUGAACUAAGCCUGGAGAAAAUGGGUUCGAUCUUUGCCGAAACCAAUGUGUACAUGUUGCACAUGAUGUAUCAGGCAAUGGGAGUCUGUCUCUAUAUGCAGGACUGGGAUGGAGCAAUGAAAUAUGGCGAGAAAAUUAUCCAACCCUACAGUGUGCACUAUCCUCCUUACUCACUGAAUGUGGCUUCUAUGUACCUGAAACUUGGAAGAUUGUACCUAGGACUUGAGAAGAGGACACAAGGAGUUAAAGCUUUAAAGAAGGCUCUUGCAAUCAUGGAUGUUGCCCACGGUAAAGACCACCCAUACAUCGCUGAGAUUAAGAAGGAAAUGGAAGAGCAGAAAUAAUGGGAACACAUGGAGGAAUAUGCAUCAAAUGCUGGCAUGUGUCUUAUACCUCUCCUUGGAAUAUUAAAACAAAGUGAUGUCAAAA
This is a messenger RNA of Carassius carassius (crucian carp), 1618 nucleotides long. Its product is annotated as N-lysine methyltransferase SMYD2-A. The coding region runs from base 226 to 1533 and encodes 435 amino acids. The record is from RefSeq and is a predicted model, not a curated record. The transcript is spliced from 12 exons. Gene Ontology annotation, cellular component: nucleus. Gene Ontology annotation, molecular function: protein binding. NCBI's taxonomy places the organism in Eukaryota, Metazoa, Chordata, Actinopteri, Cypriniformes, Cyprinidae.